AUGUCCACAGGAAAGAUGCAGUAUGUCCGCCUGGGCAACUCGGGUCUGAAGGUCUCCAAGAUCAUCCUCGGGACGAUGCAGUAUGGACACAAGGGCUGGCAGGACUGGGUCCUCGGCGAGGAAGAGGCCACCGAGCACAUCAAAUUCGCUUACGAGCACGGCAUCCAGACGUUCGAUACCGCCAAUGUGUACUCGAACGGGCUGUCAGAGGUCAUACUCGGAAACGUCAUCAAGAAGCUCAACCUUCCCCGUGAGGAGCUCGUAAUCAUGACAAAGUUGACGGGUGCGGUAGCACCCGAAUACGGCAUGAACCUCAUGCGUAGCGGAGUGAAGCCGGACGAUAUCGGGCUGGUGAACCAGUAUGGUCAGAGUCGCAAGCACAUUUUCGCAUCUGUCCAGGCUAGCCUGAAGCGCCUUCAACUUGACUACAUCGACCUUCUCCAAUGCCACCGUUUCGACUACAACACGCCUAUCGAAGAAGUCAUGCAAGCGCUGCACGACGUUGUGAAGGCCGGAUACGUCCGCUACAUCGGCAUGAGCUCCUGCUGGGCAUACCAAUUUCACGCUAUGCAGAACUACGCCAUCAAGAACAACCUCACGCCGUUCAUAUCGAUGCAGAACCAUUACUCGCUCGUCUACCGCGAGGAGGAGCGCGAGAUGUUCCCCACCCUCAAGCUCUUCGGCGUCGGCUCGAUUCCGUGGUCGCCCCUCGCCCGCGGGCUCCUCACGCGCCCGCUGAGCGCGCUGAGCGACACGAAGCGCGGCACCAGCGACAUGUGGGUCGGAGGGUACAAUAAGGAGGGCAGCGGUACGGCCGAGAUCAUCAAGCGUGUGGAGGAGCUCGCGAGGAAGAAGGGCGUGACGAUGGCGCAGAUCGCGAUCGCGUGGAUCCUCACCAAGGACGGUGUGACCGCGCCCAUCGUAGGCACGACGAGCCUCGACAACCUCAAGGACAUCCUCGCGGGCGUGAGCGUCAAGCUGAGCGACGAGGAGAUCAAGUAUCUCGAGGAGCCGUACAGCCCGCUCCAGAUCAUUGGGCAUACUUGA
Messenger RNA from Trametes versicolor FP-101664 SS1, 1047 nucleotides. RefSeq names its product aryl-alcohol dehydrogenase. The record is from RefSeq and is a predicted model, not a curated record. The transcript has 15 exons. The coding region runs from base 1 to 1047 and encodes 348 amino acids. NCBI's taxonomy places the organism in Eukaryota, Fungi, Basidiomycota, Agaricomycetes, Polyporales, Polyporaceae.